Cloeon dipterum is the source of this 602-nucleotide messenger RNA. RefSeq names its product ubiquitin-ribosomal protein eL40 fusion protein-like. Bases 94 to 480 code for a protein of 128 amino acids. NCBI's taxonomy places the organism in Eukaryota, Metazoa, Arthropoda, Insecta, Ephemeroptera, Baetidae. Gene Ontology annotation, cellular component: cytoplasm; ribosome; nucleus. The transcript has 3 exons. The record is from RefSeq and is a predicted model, not a curated record. Gene Ontology annotation, molecular function: RNA binding; ubiquitin protein ligase binding; structural constituent of ribosome. Gene Ontology annotation, biological process: translation; protein ubiquitination; modification-dependent protein catabolic process.
ACAGUAUAGCGUGGAUGCUUCUUAAAACUCGAAAUUAUUCUUCCGCUCCAAGCGAGGUGAAUCUCUAGUCCACGUUGUCUGCAGCCGAACAGGAUGCAGAUCUUCGUGAAAACAUUGACGGGGAAGACCAUCACCCUAGAGGUCGAGCCCUCGGACACGAUUGAAAAUGUCAAAGCGAAGAUCCAAGACAAGGAAGGAAUUCCUCCCGACCAGCAGCGCCUGAUUUUUGCUGGCAAGCAAUUGGAAGACGGCCGCACUCUUUCUGAUUACAACAUUCAAAAAGAAUCAACCCUUCACUUGGUGCUCCGCCUCCGAGGUGGCGUCAUUGAGCCCACAUUGAGAAUCUUGGCCAUGCGUUACAACUGCGACAAGAUGAUCUGCCGCAAGUGCUACGCCAGGUUGCAUCCGAGGGCGACCAACUGCCGCAAGAAGAAGUGCGGACACACAAACAAUCUCAGGCCCAAGAAGAAGCUGAAAUAAGUAUAUUUCGGCACGCUUUUCUGUGGCCGCUAUGUCAAGUCAGUAUUGUGCCAUCAACAAAUUCUGGUCAUUUUGAGAGUACUCACAUUGUUACCAAAUAAACAACUUAAAUUAUGCGGAUA